AUGAACUCAGUCACCAAUAAGGAUAGGCAGCUGAUGGAAGAUCAAGCUUCGAGACAGAAAAGGAAGAUAAGGAGCUACGUCUUUUUCAUCAUCUUAUUCACGGUUAUCAUCGGUUCAAUCAUCACAGUUUCCAUGGCUCUCAUACAAGAAAAAGAGUCUGAGUUACUCUCCGCUUCAACUCCAGAUAGAGCAAUUCGUGCCAUCUGCAAUCUGACUCCAAAACCAACCUCAUGUUUUGACUCUAUAUGGUGCCUCCGCAUGAAUUUCUCCACCGAUUUAGGCGAGAUCAAGACCACCCCAUCAAGAAUUUUCACCCUCUCUCUCCGUGCUGCUAUCAAUCAACUAGAGGACUUGAUUUCAGCUAAUGAAAAGGCAAUCUCUGAGGUCAAAGAUUCAAGAACUUUGACAGCUUUGAAAGACUGCAAUGUCUUGUUCAAGGAUUCUUUAAGGCUUGUAAACGCGUCUGUGACAGCAAUGGGAGUCAAAUCUGAUGACAAAAUCUUUAAGGUCGCGAAAUCUGUUGACGACAUGAAUGAAUGGAUGUCAAACUCUGCUGCAACUAUAGACAAAUGUUUCCUUCUUCCUCUCAGUCACUCUGCUAAUAAGGCCUCCAAUAAUGAGCCUCCACUUUCUGCUGCUGACUUGCAUCGUCAAGAUAGUGCUGCGUCAUCCUUUUCCAACAAUAGCGUGAAGAGGGAGAGAGAGCUCGGUAGCAGCGAAGAGGUGGAGAUCGAGACAGUUUCCUCAAGAGUAAGUGACGAAGAUGAUGAUGGUUCUAAUGGAAGGAAGAAGCUUUGCCUCACAAAAGCUCAGUCUGCUCUUUUGGAAGAGAGCUUCAAGCAGCAUAGCACUCUCAAUCCGAUAACAUCUCUCUCUCUCUCUCUUUCUCUCUCUGUGGCUAGCUAGUUGAUUUAUUUUCACACGUAAUAGUAUAACAUUCCUUGCUCUUUUUUUUUUAACAUUUGAACAAUCAUUUCACAGGGCAAAUUAA
Coffea eugenioides is the source of this 991-nucleotide messenger RNA. RefSeq names its product pectinesterase 1-like. Gene Ontology annotation, molecular function: enzyme inhibitor activity. Bases 1 to 906 code for a protein of 301 amino acids. The transcript has a single exon. NCBI's taxonomy places the organism in Eukaryota, Viridiplantae, Streptophyta, Magnoliopsida, Gentianales, Rubiaceae. The record is from RefSeq and is a predicted model, not a curated record.